UCCUUUGACCCGACGAGGACCGACUCGCUCGCCCAAAUGCGAUGGCCCGUUAAGGAUCUCGCCGGACCCAACCUUCGCUCCCGCGGCCGGGCGGCAGCAGCGCCUCCUUCCUCCUCCCCCUUCUUCUUCUUCUUCUUCUUCUUCCCUUCCUCCCCUUCGAUCCCCCGCGAUGAACGCCGGAAGCGCGGCGAAGCUCAUCGUCGAGGCGCUCCUGCAGCGCUUCCUCCCUCUCGCCCGCCGCCGCAUCGAGACCGCGCAGGCCCAGGAUGGACAAUAUCUCAGGCCGUCUGAUCCAGCUUAUGAGCAAGUAUUGGAUUCAUUAGCUAUGGUUGCACGACAUACACCUGUGCCACUCUUGGAGGCCCUUCUUCGUUGGAGAGAAAGUGAAUCUCCUAAGGGUGCAAAUGAUGCUUCUACGUACCAAAGGAAGCUUGCAGUGGAGUGCAUAUUCUGCUCUGCUUGCAUUCGCUUCGUGGAGUGUUGUCCCCAGGAAGGAAUCACAGAAAAACUAUGGUCUGGUCUUGAAAAUUUUGUGUUUGACUGGCUAAUUAAUGCAGACAGGGUUGUUAGCCAGGUUGACUACCCUUCAUUGGUUGAUCUACGAGGGCUUCUCUUAGAUCUUGUUGCGCAACUUUUAGGUGCUUUAUCUCGGAUUAGGUUCAGUUCAGUGACGGAACGAUUUUUCACGGAGCUUAAUACUCGGCGUAUCGAUACUAGUGUUGCCAGAAGUGAGACACUUAGUAUUAUCAAUGGGAUGCGCUACCUUAAAUUGGGAGUAAAGACAGAGGGUGGUUUGAAUGCAUCAGCAUCCUUUGUGGCAAAAGCUAAUCCUCUCAAUUGUACUCCUCACAAGAGAAAGAGUGAAUUAUAUCAUGCCUUAUGUAAUAUGCUUUCAAGCAUAUUGGCACCGCUUGCAGAGGGCGGAAAAAGCCAUUGGCCUCCGUUGGGAGUGGAUUCUGCACUGGCAUUAUGGUAUGAAGCAGUAGCUCGAAUUAGAGGGAAACUGAUGCAUUGGAUGGAGAAACAGAACAAGCACAUAGCAGUUGGCUUCCCAUUGGUGACCCUUCUACUCUGUCUAGGCGAUCCCCAAACGUUCAAUAUUAACUUUGGUCCUCAUAUGGAGCUUUUGUAUAAGCAUCUUAAAGACAAGAACCAUCGUUCCAUGGCUCUAGAUUGCCUGCACCGAGUUGUGAAAUUUUAUUUAAAUGUUUAUGCAGAUUACCAACCUAAAAAUCAUGUAUGGGAUUAUUUGUACAGUGUAACGUCACAGUUGUUGACUGUCCUAAAGAAAGGUCUGCUAACUCAAGAUGUUCAGCAUGAUAAGCUUGUCGAGUUCUGUGUGACUUUGGCUGAGAGCAACUUAGAUUUCACCAUGAAUCAUAUGAUUUUGGAACUGUUGAAACCUGAUAGUUCGAGUGAAGCAAAGGUUAUUGGUCUUAGGGCUUUGCUUGCCAUUGUCAUGUCUCCUUCAAAUCAACGGUUUGGCUUGGAAGUUUUUCAUGUCCAUGGAGUUGGCCAUUAUGUUCCGAAAGUGAAAUCUGCAAUUGAGUCUAUCCUAAGGUUAUGUAAUAAAGCCUAUAGCCAAGCUCUUCUAACUUCACCAAAGUCGUCCAUAGAUGCUGUAAUGAAGGAAAAAUCUCAAGCAUCUCUCUUCAGGUCAGUGCUGAAGUGCAUACCAUAUUUGAUCGAAGAAGUUGGCCGCAGUGAUAAAAUAACUGAAAUCAUUCCACAGCAUGGCAUAAGUUUUGAUCCUGGUGUCCGUGAAGAAGCUGUGCAAGUAAUGAACCGCAUCGUGCGGCAUCUUCCUCAUCGUCGUUAUGCUGUGGUGAGAGGGAUGGCUAACUUUAUACUGAAACUUCCUGAUGAGUUCCCUCUUAUAAUCCAAACUUCACUGGGCCGCCUAGUGGAACUUAUGCGCUUGUGGAGGGCUUGCUUGUCUGAUGAAUUGUCAAUGAAUGAUGCUCAAACCAUCAAGAGAUCAAGUCUUGGAGGUGAUAAAGUGAACAGUUCUCCGUUUCUUCAGUCAGCAGAUUUGUCUGAGUUCCAAACAACAGAAGUGGAUGCGCUUGGUCUUAUUUUUCUCAGUUCAGUGGAUGUUCAGAUAAGACAUACUGCACUAGAAUUACUUCGGUCUGUUCGUGCUUUAAGAAAUGACAUCAGAGACUUCUCAGCAAACGAACGGGCUGAUCAUAGGUUACAUGAGGCAGAACCAAUUUUUGUCAUUGACGUAUUGGAAGAAAAUGGGGAUGAUAUCGUUCAGAGUUGCUAUUGGGAUUCCGGUCGUCCUUUUGAUUUGAGGAGGGAAUUUGAUCCGGUUCCUCCUGACAUAACACUUCAAUCAAUUCUUGAAAACUCUGACAAAAACAGAUGGACCCACUGUCUUAAUGAGCUUGUUAAAUUUGCUGCUGAACUUUGCCCAGCUUCUGUUCAGGAAGCAAGGCUGGAGGUUAUGCGUAGACUUGCACUUAUUACACCUGUUGAAUUAGGUGGGAAGGCUUCUCAGUCCCAAGAUGCAGAAAACAAAUUAGACCAGUGGCUAAUGUAUGCGAUAUUUGCAUGCUCUUGUCCACCUGAUAACAGAGAAGAUGGUGGCUUCACAGCAGCUAAGGAACUUUUUCAUUUGAUAUUACCAUCACUUAGACAUGGAUCUGAAACACAUGCUCAUGGAGCUGUAGCUGCUCUUGGUCACUCAAACUUGGAAGUAUGUGAAACUAUGUUUGGCAAGCUUGCAACUUUUGUUGAAGAAGUUUCAUCAGAAGCAGAAGGGAAGCCAAAAUGGAAGAAUCAGAAGUCUCGCCGUGAAGAUUUUCGCAUACACAUUGCAAAUAUUUAUCGUACAAUUGCUGAGAAAGUUUGGCCAGGGAUGCUUAGCCGAAAACCUGUUCUGAGACUUCAUUUUCUGAGAUUCAUUGAGGAAACAUACCGCCAUACUAGCACAUCAUCCUCUGAUAGCUUCCACGAAUUGCAGCCUCUUCGUUAUGCAUUAGCUUCUGUUUUAAGAUAUUUAGCUCCAGAGUUUGUGGAGUCAAAGUCUGAGAAGUUUGAUAUCAGAACUCGAAAGAAACUUUUUGAUCUCCUUAUUUCUUGGUGUGAUGAUACAGGCAGCACAUGGUCACAGGAAAGCAGUAGUGAUUAUCGUAGAGAAGUUGAGCGUUACAAGGUAGGACAGCAUAACCGAUCAAGGGAAUCUAUAGACAAAAUUACCUUUGAUAAGGAUGUUGUUGAACAAGUGGAGGCAGUACAGUGGGCCUCCAUGAAUGCCAUUUCCUCUCUUUUAUAUGGACCUUCUUUUGAUGAUAAUGCCAGAAAGAUGACUGGUCGGGUCAUAUCUUGGAUUAACAACUUGUUUGUGGAACCAGCUCAUAGGGCACCAUUUGGGUAUUCUCCUGUGGAUCCACGAACUCCAUCGUAUUCAAAAUAUAUAGGAGAUGGAGGACGUUCAAAUGCAGGACGGGAUAAACAUAAAGUUGGACAUUUUCGGGUUCUUCUAGCGAAAACUGCCUUGAAAAAUCUUUUGCAGACAAAUCUGGAACUCUUUCCUGCUUGCAUUGACCAGUGCUACUCUCCAGAUUCUUCAAUAGCAGAUGGUUACUUCAGUGUACUAGCUGAAGUCUACAUGCGUGAAGAAAUUCCAAAGUGUGAGAUCCAGAGACUACUAAGUUUAAUCCUCUAUAAGGUAGUUGAUCAAUCCAGACAAAUUCGGGACAAUGCCCUCCAAAUGUUGGAGACCCUCUCUGCCCGUGAGUGGGCCGAGGAUGAUACUGAGGGUACAGGGCAUUACCAGGCAUCUGUGGUUGGUAACCUUCCAGACUCUUAUCAGCAAUUCCAAUACAAGCUCUCCUCAAAACUUGCUAAAGACCAUCCUGAACUGAGUGAGCUCCUUUGUGAGGAAAUCAUGCAGCGGCAGCUUGAUGCAGUGGACAUAAUUGCACAGCAUCAGGUUCUAACAUGCAUGGCCCCUUGGAUUGAAAAUCUUAACUUUUUGAAGCUUUGGAAUUCUGGCUGGAGUGAAAGAUUGCUGAAAAGCCUUUACUAUGUGACAUGGAAACAUGGAGAUCAAUUUCCUGAUGAGAUAGAGAAGCUCUGGAGUACUGUUGCUAGCAAUAACCGAAAUAUUAUUCCAGUUCUUGAUUUUUUGAUCACCAAAGGGAUUGAAGACUGUGAUUCUAAUACAUCAAUAGAGAUAACCGGAGCAUUUGCUACAUACUUUUCUGUAGCGAAACGUGUGAGUUUAUAUCUUGCACGCAUUUGCCCACAACAGACAAUUGAUCACUUGGUCUGUGAGUUAUCACAGAGAAUGCUGGAGGAGAUUGAGGAACCUGUUAGGCCAAGCAAGGUUGAUCCUUUGGCAAAUUUUAUCUUAGAGUUUUCUCAAGGGCCCACAACUGCUCAAGUCGCAACUGUUGCCGACAGCCAACCUCACAUGUCUCCUUUGCUUGUUCGUGGCUCCCUUGAUGGCCCACUUAGAAAUGCUAGUGGGAACCUGAGCUGGCGGACUUCCGGAAUUACAGGCCACAGUAUCUCAGGCCCUCUGAGCCCAAUGCACCCUGAUGGUAACAUGGUUGCUCCUACCACUGGCCGGUCUGGGCAACUCCUUCCAUCACUUAUGAACAUACCAGGGAUGAGCAUGUCGGGACCGUUGAUGAAUAUUCGAAGUUCAACUGGCAACUUAAGAAGCCGCCAUGUGUCUCGUGACAGUGGAGAUUGCCCAAUUGAUACGCCUAAUUCAACUGAGGAUAUUUUGCAUCCUGCAAGCAGUGUGAUUCAAGGGAUCAGUGCCAGUGAGCUCCAAUCUGCUUUGCAAGGACAUCAACAACACUUACUUUCCCGUGCAGAUAUAGCACUGAUUCUACUUGCAGAAAUUGCUUAUGAAAAUGAUGAGGAUUUUCGUGAACACUUGCCCUUGCUCUUUCAUGUUACUUGUGUUUCCAUGGAUAGCUCAGAAGACAUUGUGCUCCUGCAUUCACAGCAUCUGCUUGUUAAUUUACUUUAUUCACUUGCUGGUCGGCAUCUGGAGUUGUAUGAGGUUGAGAGUAGUGAUGGGGAGAAUAAGCAGAAGGUGUUUAGCUUAAUAAAGUACAUUCAGUCAAAGCGUGGCAGUUUAAUGUGGGAUAAUGAGGACCCAACUCUUGUGAGAACCGAACUCCCUAGUACUGCACUACUUUCAGCACUUGUACUGAGCAUGGUGGAUGCCAUCUUUUUUCAAGGGGAUCUACGGGAAACAUGGGGUGCAGAAGCUCUCAAGUGGGCAACAGAAUGCACAUCCAGACACCUUGCAUGCCGCUCGCAUCAGAUAUACAGGGCACUGCACCCUAGUGUAAAAAGCGAGAACUGUAUGUUACUCCUCCGUUGCCUUUACAGGUGCUUGGGAAAUCCUGUGCCAGCAGUUCUUGGCUUUGCGAUGGAGAUUCUCUUGACAUUGCAAGUGAUGGUAGAGAACAUGGAGCCUGAGAAGGUAAUUCUUUACCCGCAGCUUUUCUGGGGUUGUGUUGCAAUGAUGCACACAGACUUUGUGUACAUCUACGGCCAGGUGCUUGAGCUCUUUUCCCGAGUGAUUGAUCGGCUGUCCUUCCAGGACCGAACAACCGAAAAUGUGUUAUUAUCCAGCAUGCCACGUGAUGAGUUUGACACAUACAGCUGUGAUGCAGCAGAGCUUCGUAGAGAAGAAUCACGGUCUGGCAUGGAACCAUUGCCCCCAGAGAGUCAAAAGGUGCCGGCAUUUGAAGGUGUGCAGCCUCUUGUUCUGAAGGGACUAAUGUCCACUGUUAGUCAUGGUUCUGCGAUCGAGGUGUUAUCUCGAAUGACAGUUCCUUACUGUGACUCUAUAUUUGGGAACCCGGAUACACGACUUUUGAUGCAUAUCACAGGUCUACUGCCCUGGCUUGCCUUGCAGCUAAUGAAGGAUUCAGUUUCCACAGACUCGGUAUCACCUCUCGAACAUCAGUACCAGAAGGCUUGCUCUGUUGCUACCAACAUUGGCCUCUGGUGCCGUGCGAAAGCUUUAGAUGAUCUAGCAGAAGUGUUUGUAGCAUAUUCGCGUGGUGAGAUAACAUCCGGUGAUGACCUCUUUACUCGUGUGUCUCCACCAAUUUGCUCUGCGUGGUUCCCUAAAUACUCAUCUUUAGCAUUUGGUCAUUUGCUGAGGUUGCUCGAGAAGGGUCCGGUGGCUUAUCAGCGGGUGGUAUUGCUAAUGCUUAAAGCAUUAUUGCAGCAAGCUCCCAUGGAUGCCGCCCAGAGUCCCCAUGUUUAUGCAGUCGUCUCACAACUUGUGGAGAGCACAUUAUGUUGGGAGGCCCUUGGUGUUCUGGAAGCACUGUUGCAGAGUUGCAGCACUGUCGCUGGUGGACACAUGGACGAUCUGUUGUCAAAUGAAAAUGGGCAUGGUGCAGGUGAGAGGUUUUUGCAAGGUAUGUUGGCACCUCAGAGCUCAUUCAAGGCCCGAAGCGGACCUCUGCAAUAUUUAGCUGGAUCUGCAUUUGGAGCUGGACUCGCAGCUCAGGGUGCUGGGAGCACAACAGAUGGUGGUUUGUCAGCAAGAGAAGUGGCACGUCAGAAUACCCGUCUGCUUCUUGGUCGUGUACUUGAUACUUGCGCUCUCGGAAAGAAGAGGGACUUCAAGCGACUUGUGCCCUUUGUUGCCAGCUUCGGUGCAUGAAGCACGUGAUGUGGGAAGUCUUGUGCAACAAUUGCAUAUGCUGGUAUACCGGAUAUACUUCAUCGACGAGGGAUGAUGCUGAUGCUGAAUGAUCGUUUCAUGGUAUGUUCUUAUUGUCGUUGUAGUGACUACCCGUGGAAUGGGAUUAGGAGCAAAAAGCUCCUGAACCGAUGGAAGUUCUCCGCACAAUUCAUGGCUCAAGAUCCUAAAUUAGCCGCUUUCUCUCGGUGUGCUAUUGUGGUGUUAGAUCCAAAUUAGUUGUAAGUCUGGCAAUCUUGAAUGUAUCAGGGAUGUUAUCUUGACCCAGAUGUCUUUAUGGCGUUUCCUUUUGUAGGUUGCUGAAUCCAUGCCAUCGUCAAGUUAAUUGGGUAUGUAAGGUUGCUGUUCUUAUAAGCUAUAGUUGUGUUAGUACCUCAGCAUGGUUAAGCAAGGAACCCAAGUGACAACCUUUUGUAGAAAUGUUUCCCCAUUAAAGAUAUUAUCAUCCAAUUGUAAUGUUCAUGUCCAAAGAUUGUCUUCUCUUAGUACCCCAAAUUAAAUGCAUUGCAUAUUCUCUUGAAAU
Musa acuminata subsp. malaccensis (wild Malaysian banana) is the source of this 7217-nucleotide messenger RNA. RefSeq lists its product as uncharacterized. Gene Ontology annotation, cellular component: cell cortex; site of polarized growth. Gene Ontology annotation, biological process: cell morphogenesis. The record is from RefSeq and is a predicted model, not a curated record. NCBI's taxonomy places the organism in Eukaryota, Viridiplantae, Streptophyta, Magnoliopsida, Zingiberales, Musaceae.